AGAUUCCCGCCACCGGAAAAUAUCUUCAAUGGCUUCUUCUUCUCUCCCUCUUAGUUUUCGUCUUCCUCUCUCCCGCAGGCAUCAUCUAGACUUCACUUUCACUCCAUUUUCACUCACCACUCAUCCUCCCUCUCGCUCUCUUAUCAAUCCUCACCUUUGCUUCUCCAUCUCACCAUCAACCAGUUCAAACCACGACAGUGAAGAAUCGCGGUGGAUCCGAGAGGAGCAACGUUGGCUACGUGAAGAACAGAGAUGGCUUCGCGAACAAUCUCGAUGGAAUUCCGAACGCGAAUCUCUUCUCCGAGAAAUCUCCUCCUUAAAGCUCCGAAUUCACGAAUUGGAAACUCGUGGAUCGUUACUAGGUCCCUCCGCUUCUUCUUCCGAAGCUAUGGCAAAUAUCGCCUCGCUGUUACAGGUGUUGAAGAAAGAGGUUGAUUUAGGUAAUGCAAACUUGAUAGCAGAGAGAGGUACUAGUGUUGUGCCGAUUGUUCUCGAGGCUAAGUCGUCUGAAAGUGUAGAGGUGGUGAAAGAAGUAGUUACCGUCUCACAGAAGGAUGAGAAGAAGACGAAGAAGAGGGAGACGUUGAGGAUUGGUUCAGAAGGAGUGGAUGUUCAAUUCUUGCAGGAAGCACUGCAGAGAUUGGGAUUUUAUUCAGGCGAAGAAGAUGUGGAAUACUCGAGUUUCUCAAGUGGGACAGAACUUGCAGUUAAAACUUGGCAAGCUUCGGUAGGUAUCCCUGAAGACGGAAUUAUGACUUCUGAGCUUCAGGAGAGACUAUUUGCACCACAGAAAGAAGAAACAGAUCCAAAAGUGAAUAAUUUGAUCCCCUUGAAGAAGGAGGCCAUAAAUGGAGCCGUAAAUGCUUCAGCAACAGAGAUUGACUUAUCACAACAUCGAGUCUUCCUUCUUGGAGAGAACAGGUGGGAAGAGCCAUCUAGGCUUACUGAAAGGAAUAAGAAAUCUGGACAGACCAAGAUCAAGGAUUCAACCACAUGCAUUCAGUGCAAGGGAGUAGGCAGCAUGUUAUGCUCAGAAUGCGACGGAACUGGAGAACCAAACUUGGAGCCGCAGUUUACAGAAUGGAUUGAGGAAGGAGCAAAGUGUCCAUAUUGUGAAGGCAGUGGAUUUACAGUGUGCGACUUGUGUGAAGGUAAAACAACUGGUUAGUCUGCCAUAUUAAUCUUAUUCAUAUUCAAUUAAGAUAUUAUUAUAAAAUGGUAUCUUGUAUUUGGUUCUUCAAAUAUGUAUUUGUUGUUGUAUUUUAACUUAGGUAAUUGUCAUUUUCAUUGA
Impatiens glandulifera is the source of this 1291-nucleotide messenger RNA. RefSeq names its product protein disulfide isomerase pTAC5, chloroplastic. The transcript has 7 exons. The record is from RefSeq and is a predicted model, not a curated record. Bases 29 to 1168 code for a protein of 379 amino acids. Lineage: Eukaryota; Viridiplantae; Streptophyta; Magnoliopsida; Ericales; Balsaminaceae.